This is a messenger RNA of Pseudophryne corroboree (corroboree frog), 2922 nucleotides long. It is a transcript of the gene HEATR4, whose product is annotated as HEAT repeat containing 4. The record is from RefSeq and is a predicted model, not a curated record. NCBI's taxonomy places the organism in Eukaryota, Metazoa, Chordata, Amphibia, Anura, Myobatrachidae. The coding region runs from base 108 to 2738 and encodes 876 amino acids. Gene Ontology annotation, molecular function: oxidoreductase activity. The transcript is spliced from 15 exons.
UUACAUGCAGGCCAGGCAGGCACACUGCCAGGCCACGGUUCCUGCCCUACUCCUUGCUGCCAGUCCUGGGUUACUGCUACUUUAUAGCUGGAAAUCCCUUAUGUACGAUGGAACUCCUUUCAAACUAUUGUGAAAUUGUUGGAAACAACAUGAAACCAUCACACAUAUUUCAGCACCAAAAUCCUUUCUCCUUUCCUGUGACCAAAUUCUGCCCAUCAAACCGACAUUCAACACAGUGCCAAGCCAAAUACAUUCAGAAUGUGGCCGGUAACUUUAGUUUUUCUAAAGAGGUAAUAAAAGACCGAGGGCUCGCCAGUCUGUCCUAUCACGAGUGGAAUUCAAAUGAUGUAUAUAAUCCCUCGGAUAUCGUUUCACAAUUAAAAAAUAGAACAAAGAUACAGCCAAAGACAAACAAAUUGUGUCAUGUGAGACAAUCAGUAAGCUCCAAACAAACUGAAGUAAAAAGUUGUAUUGGUUUUGGAACUAGUCUGUGGAGAAAAAGUGAGGAAGAUGGACCAAGGGAAUACAUACAAUAUGCCGGCGGAUCCCGGACCGGACCGGAUCCCAGACCAAAAAGUGUUGCCGUGGAGAACACAAAAUCAAAAACCUUUUUAACGGAGAUACCCAGCAUAUUUACUCCAUGUAAAAAUAGAAUGGAACAGCAAUCUAAGGCGUGUUUUCCUUCUGGGUCGCACAAUGUGCCUUUGAGCUGCAAUGAAGUUCUCCUGAAGAUGGAGACGAAGGCUCCAGGUCACUGGUUUAAGGGUCACCAAAUAGAAAGUGAGAAAGCCAAGCAUCGUUCCUUCCAACACAAUGGAUUGAGUAACUCCACAGAGCCGUUUAGUGAAGAGCACAUGUUGGAGGAGAACUUCAGAACCUGUAAUGGGCUAGAACAGGUACAACUACAGACUGAUCAAGUCAUUAUAGAAGUGCCGACACCUGAAACACUGCUUCCCGCGUAUUAUAAGAUGCCGGGCUAUUCCUCUCCACCAAGACACAUGCAGGAGGUUGGAGGCAAAAACAGCACGGCAGAAACAUUAACCAUCAAACAUAUUGAACUGUCUCCACCUCUGCGGCUCCAAGAUCUGAUAAAUCCAAAGGCUGGGAAAUAUGUCUAUGCCACUGAGAAUGGAUUUGAGAAAGAGCUUUACUCAGAGGAGAGUAAAAUGAUACAUCAGAAGGACAGAAAAGAUAAGAAUUACAUCGUCAUGGACAGCAAAAACAUAUAUAAAAAGCACGUUCAGGAAUCACUGCCCAGGUCUUACCGGGGAUGGUUCUCCACCGGUGGACAUGCAGGUGCCAACUGGAAAGACGCGACUCUGGAACAGCUCACAAGAGAUCUUGGCAGUAUACACAACACCCACAAAAUCUCGGCUCUUAUAACUAUAGCUACUUCAGCUGUUGCUGGUACACAACUUGAGACUUUGCCCCAAGAGCUGGAAGCUAAAAUAAAUAGCAGCCCAAACAGGACGCUGGCUGUGCCACCAUUACCGGCAGAGAUACUAGACCUGGUCUCUGACGCCCUGCUGCAUAAGGAUGCUCUUGUGAGGAUGGCAGCUGCUCUGUGUCAGUUCCUUACCCGGCAAGUUAGCGAGGAGGCAAGGAAGCUCAUGUUCGGUUUCCUGGAAAGUGGUGCGGAUGCGGACAGCUGGGCCGCUGCCCAGUGUCUGGCUUUGGAGGGAAAUCACAGUUACCUUGUAAUAAAGAGGAUCCUCACCCGGCUGUUUGACGUGGCGAAUAAAGAAACAGAGGAACUCUGUUGCUAUUUGUUGCGUGAACUUAGUAAACACACAACUCUGGUACAUGCCAUGGUGGGGGAAACACUCAACAGUGGUAACUGGACAGAUAGGACUGCUGCCUGCAGAGCCCUCGCUUACCUCCAUGGGGACAUCAGCCAGGAUCUAAAGAACAAGUUGAGUCAUCUCAUGUGGAAUGAUUGGAGCCCUACUGUUCGUGGGGCAGCUGCCAAAGCACUUGGCAAACUGGGUAAGGGAAAGGAGGUACAUGACCAGAUAAGGAAGCACUUGGAGUGUGACAGUUGGAAAGCCAAAGUGGAAGCCUUGUGCCUCAUUGGUGGGGUUCGGAUAAUGACCGCCCAGCUGCUCCCAGGAUUCUUGCAGUGCUUUGCUAAUGACUUUGUAGCUGUUCGCAGGCAGGCCUGUCAGACUGCUGGUCUGCUCCGGAUAAAAGAUGAGAUGGUCAUAAACUGUCUCUACCAGCUAAUUCAGAGUGAUCCAGUGUGGAAAAUCCAAGCGCAGGCAAUCAAAGCUCUGGGCAAACUGGGGCUUAUUACAUCCGGUGUGAAAGAGCUUCUGUUGCGCGCUGUGCAGGCUGGACAUCCAGGAGUACGUAUAGAGGCAUAUCGCUGCAUUGCCAGACUGCACUUGUGUGAUUCUGAAGUUCAGCAUGCUCUGCAAGACAGGCUGACCCUGGAAUCCCAUGAACUCGCCAGUAGGGAGGUGAAACAGACGUUGACGGCUCUAAACUUGGCGCACAUUGGGAACCAGGAGAUGAUCUCAGUGAUCAAGCAACAGAUGCCAAAGUUAUGCAGGAAGGAAUUGCUGUUUCCCAAAGUACUGAAGGUGACUGAAGCUCUGGAUUCUGGGCACAAAGACAUGGAACAGCUGCUGCAGAACCUCCUGACUACAGACACAAGCUGCAAGAACCUGGAGCUUUCUGGGAUGUUAACAAGGAGCUCACCGGCGCUACUGGAUGAUGGACCAAGCCCAGUGUCAUAGCAAAAGUGGACCCACGACAGAGUACAGCAGCAUUACCCAGGACCACAGCACAGCAUAAAUCCAUUCUAACCUGCGAUCAACCCCCAAGAGUGAAACACUAUGUUAAAUAAAGCCGAGACAUAAAAUAACCUUCAGUGCCAUCAAAUAUAAUAAUAGAUUGUUAAAUAUUAAAACAUUAAAGUGA